GUACUUUCCUAUGGCUCGUUUAAAAACUGUUCAGUGCCGAGGGCUCAGAUGGACAGUGCAGUGCUGGAGAUAUGCAAAGGAACCAGGGGCUGGACAAGGAUGUGCUGAUAGUGUAUGGAGGCAGCUGAGGCCUGGUAUUGGGGUCUGGGCAGCAGCUGGGUGACAGCAGGCUGGCUGGCUGGGAGACCAUACUUCCCUUUCUGCUUUCUUAGACAUGGUCUGUUCAAUGUCUGCCCUGCCUUGUGCUUUCCUAUCAUAGCCAAUGACUGCAGAGAUUGUGCUGCCAGAGAGGAGUGUCCUUAACAGCCUCUUGGCCACCAUGUUUGGUCACAAGGUCUCCCAGAAUAGAACAGUUGAGACCUGAGCCUUACCCAGCCUGUGCCAGAAGUGAUGUGACACAUCCCACCUCCCCACAGGGCACUGGUGGGGCUGUACCUGGAACUUGUUUCUGUACCAGCAGCAGGUUCUGCCCCAGUUCCUGUGGGGGGUUCAGGCCCUGUGCCAUGGGUAGCAUCAAAGGAAGAGGUGGCAAGAACCAGGAGGCCAUUUGCACAUGGAAGGUGGAUGGUCCUGCCCAGGACUACUGGCAGGCCCUGAUGACAGGGGAUCAGGGGAUUGUGGCCAAGAUCCUCAGCAACCCUCAGAACAACCUGAGUCCUGAUGCUGUUUUUGACACCACUGACCUGGAAGAGUGGAAAAACUACUGCUUCAACAUCCGCCAGCUGAGACUAUGGUCUCUGGGCUACAAGCAGGAACUCACCACUCCUCUGCACAUCACAUCCAGCCGGGGCUACACAGAGUGCCUGCGGCUCCUGCUGCUCCGGGGAGCUGACCCUGACUUUGCACCGGGGGGCAAGACCGCCCUACAUGAGGCCUGUGCUGCUGCCACCACCGACUGUGCCCACCUGCUCCUCACCUUUGGCGCUGACCCUGAGGCAGUCUCUGAGGAUGGCUAUAAGCCCCUGCAUCUCUGCAAGAGCCCAGGCUCCAUCCAGUGUGUCCAGCAGCUGCUGCAGCAUGGUGCCAGUGUGAACAGUCAGACAGAGGAGGAGGGUGACACAGUGCUGCACAUCGCUGCGCGGCAUGGUCUGACAGACCACGUCCAGCUGCUCCUGCACCAUGGGGCAGAGCUGGAGGCAGAGAACAGGGAGGGCCAGACACCACUGAAUGCUGCCUGUGCUCAACCCCAUCCACCCCAGGACAUGGACCGCUACUACCGGGUCUGCCAGCUGCUGGUGGAGAGUGGUGCCAGCAUCAACACCUCGGACAGGGACCAGCAGCGCCCUCUGCACCUGGCCUGCAAGAACGCCAAUGCUCAAGUGGCAGAGUUACUGCUGGCUCGGGGUGCAAAUGUGAAUGUCAUGAGCUACAGUGGCAACACGGCACUGCACAACAUCCUGCAGACAGCUGCCUACAAGUUGGAGCACCACCCGGAGCUGGUGGUACAAGCCCUGCUCAACCAUGGGGCCGUCCGCAUCUGGCCUGGCGCCCUCCUCAAGGUGCUGCGGUACUGCCAUGCCUGCCCGCGGAUCAUCGAAGCCCUGAUCAACAGCUACGAUCGUGUCCAUGUCACUAAGGACUGGGUGGGAGCUGUCCCAGAGGAGGUUGUACAGAAAUACCCACAUUUCUACCAGUCUCUCUUCUUGCUGGAGCAGAGACCUCGCUCCUUGCAGCACCUGGCUCGCUGCACCAUCAGGACCUUCCUGGAGGGACGGUUGCUUCUGGUUCUGCCACAGCUGCACCUGCCAAGUGUCUUGCACCGUUUCCUGCUGCUCAGCUUUGAGGAUGUUCUCUACUAAGGGCUGUAAUUCCAGCCCUGCCUUUCCUUUCAGGGCAGAUCCAUGCAUGCCAGAGCAGUCUGUGCCUUCCCAGCUAACCCCUGUGCAUUGCCACUAUCUCCUCUAAGGCCACAUCAGCCCACCUGUGCCAAACCUGUAGCUGUUUCUCUUCCUUCUGCUCUACCUCCUGCACCUGUUCCGGAGCAUUUUGUUUACCCAUACUAACCAGAACAAUCUCUAGACUCCCUAAGAAAAGCAAGAUGUGGGGAUGAGGAGCAUGUACAAACUAUAUUGAUCAGUUUUAGUUGUAAGGUAUUAGUAUCCCUAUCCCAAACUCAAACCUGAACCAGGCAGCUGUGGUGCCCCAGGAAUUUGUUGGAAUUCCAUCUUUAGUCACUUCUAGACAGAAGUUUUCAACCUAUCUGCAGCCACUGGAUCUUACUCUGACCCUCUGUGCAGGCAAAGCACUGUCUGUUCCUCAUAUACCCUUCCUUGAGCUGAAAAAUCCCCUGCAUCAGCAUCUUCCCACAGGUUUCCUGGCUCCAAAUACCUGCUCAGCUCUUACUUGCUCUCUCCCAUUCCUCAGUAAAGAGCAUGACAUGCCAUAAGGGGUGGGCUAGUAAACCACAAUGGGAAUAAGGACAAAGCAGUCAGAGAAGCCUUUCCUUCAGAUGUCCAUCCCAACUGCUGAGCUCUGUAAAUUCCAUUUCAGGUACUUUUGAGUCAAAAGGGCAUAGUUGUAUUUAGCAGUCCUAGAUUUAUAUUUUUUUCUUCCAUAAAUCUGACCAGUCACUCCUUGGAGUUGCUUACAGUUUGUACCUGAAGGUGCUUGAAGAAACCCUAGUUUUUCUCUGUAUCUACCAGAGCCCAACUCUGCCUUGCCUUUAAGUCUGUCAUGACAGAGCUCACCCAUGUGAUAUGCCAUGCACAUUAGCAUGUGCUCUCUCAAUCCUGUACAUCUGUCUAGGAAAAUGUGUGGGGCCAAGGUCUCCCAUGCAAACAUUUCCCAUGCAGGUACAAUGUCUGGGGCUGUCUAGCUUUGCAUCUUGACCAGGACAGCAAUGCUCGUGCCAGCACUGUGGAGUUUGACAUGGGUUUUGCCCCAAGAACACUGUUCCCCUGGGCACAGAGCAGACAGCCCAGCCGGCAUCUCCCAGUGCUCAGCACAAGUCCACAUGCUGCUCCUGGGCUGCACCACACUCCAGAUAAGGUAAAGGGUACUGUUUGUUCAGCCAUUUGAAGAAAUGAAAGCACCAACCAUCAUUUAAAUAUUUGCUGUAAGCUGACUCCAUUCCUGCUUCUGACUUGAGGAGUGCCUGUGCUGCUACUGCCUGGUAGAGUGUGCAGGAGGGCUGCACCACAAGUUGUUCGCCUUGGUGCACUGGCCUUUCUAGGCCUCUGCUAAGGUCCACACCAGCAACAGGACACUUGACCAUGCAGAUCUGGAGACUGAGCAGUUUGACAAAUCCCACACUUCCGUCUUUUUCUGCUAGUGGGAGACAGUGGCAGUGUAUUUACACGUUACAGGCUUACAAAAGGUGUCAGGAAACUAGUAAAACUCUUGUGGCAGACAGUCUGUGUAGGUGCUACUAUUGCGAUGUUACAUCUCAGAAAGGUUUAAUAAUGUGCUUUAUGACAUCCAUGGGCAGAGAGGUGAGAUGUGGGCUCAAAGUGACAUACCAAGACAUCUGCAACAGGGAUGAAGGGAGCAAGGGAGUUAAAGUUUUUAACAUACCUGGAUAAUCAGUAGUGCAUUUUCCCAAAACCAGCGCAGGAACCCAGCGUGAAGUCACCACCUUCCUGCUGGCUGAGCUUGUGUGUCUGUUUGGGGGAUCCGUUGAUGGGACUGGGUGUCUUUGUCUCAUUCCCAAAUUCUAAUCACACUUUAAAGUGUUCAAUUUUAGCCCCAUGGUGCCUGUGGCUGGAGGAGGAACAGGUAAAGGAGUGUCUGUCCCUUUUGGUGGCAGCAGUGUCUGGGAAUGCCUCAGCCUGCAUGGAUCUGUGGUAGAAGGCAGUCUGCAGUGCAGCGCAUGUAGGGCUGCUUCACUGGCCCUUUUUUUCCAGCACAUGCCUGCAAUAACAUGUGCUAAGUAAUGUGUACUCAACCACUAAGACAGUAUGACCUAAAGGACAGGGAAGGAUUGUAUUUAAUGGUUUGCUUUAUUUUAUAAUUGUUUGUUGCAGCUGUUAGACUCAAAGCUGUGCCCCAGGCCUCACUGAUCACUUCUGCUGAUCCUGAAGUCUGCUCUGCAUGUGGGUGGUGAGGGCAGCUCAGGCUGAGAGCUGAACAUGCAGUGUUUUGUGUCUGUAAACACAUGUGGCAGGACAGCUCUGGGCAUGGCCCAUUCCUCUUUUGACGAAGGUGCCUUGGCAUAGGCAGGUCCUCUCAUGACCGACCCGUGCUGGGUCCACAGGUGAAUUUCCAGGGCUCCUUUCCAAGCUAAAAGGUUUGCAGGCAGGAAAUCUCAGAGUAAGUGGCGGGGCUAAGGGCAGCAUAUGCUGAGAGGAACAAUCCAUCCUGGGGCACAACUCUUCACAGAGCAGAUUUCAUCUGUGUUCCUACUGAAAUUGAAAUGCCAUGGUUUUGCUGUCUGUAAGAGGGAACCAUUUUCAAGGAAUAUGAGGACAAUAAGAAAAAUAGUUUUUUACAGAUUGACUGAUUUAACUGGUGGAAUAACAGAGAAGAAAAAAACUCACAAAAACCAA
Molecule: messenger RNA, 4484 nt
Organism: Calypte anna (Anna's hummingbird)
Lineage: Eukaryota; Metazoa; Chordata; Aves; Apodiformes; Trochilidae
Gene: ASB10
Product: ankyrin repeat and SOCS box containing 10
Exons: 5
Coding region: 504-1799 (431 amino acids)
Biological process (GO): intracellular signal transduction; neuronal action potential; negative regulation of delayed rectifier potassium channel activity
Cellular component (GO): synapse; axon initial segment; membrane
Molecular function (GO): transmembrane transporter binding
Source: RefSeq, a predicted model, not a curated record